AUGUACAAUGGCAGAAUGGAUAACUGGAAUAAAAAUGAGACAUAUUGGUUUUCAGAUGUUGUUUCGUCUGCCACCUGUGGUCUUCGUAUCAUAGUUGCCAACAAAUGGAUCAACGAGAAUGUGUUUUCUGAAGGUCACCACCCUCGGCUUCUAGCAUCAUCACAACCACCAUCGCGCCCUUCUCCGUUCAACAUCGUCGCACCGCUGCUCUUCCUUCUUCGUCCACCUCUGAAUCCGUCGUAUCCUGAACUCCGGUUCAUUACAUUAGUUUCUAUGCAAAUAUGGACAAAAUCCUAUCAAGGGUUUUCUGCAUCCCAAUCCAGAGAUGCUAGCUUGGGAGAGGUGAUAGCAGAGCUUCAAACAUCGCACAAAACAGUGAUCCCAGAUUGA
Lactuca virosa is the source of this 390-nucleotide messenger RNA. The record is from the annotation of a GenBank genome assembly. Lineage: Eukaryota; Viridiplantae; Streptophyta; Magnoliopsida; Asterales; Asteraceae.